Propithecus coquereli (Coquerel's sifaka) is the source of this 5556-nucleotide messenger RNA. RefSeq names its product phosphatidylinositol transfer protein, cytoplasmic 1 (gene PITPNC1). Gene Ontology annotation, molecular function: phosphatidylinositol transfer activity; phosphatidylinositol binding. Gene Ontology annotation, cellular component: cytoplasm. The transcript is spliced from 7 exons. Lineage: Eukaryota; Metazoa; Chordata; Mammalia; Primates; Indriidae. Bases 323 to 964 code for a protein of 213 amino acids. Gene Ontology annotation, biological process: phospholipid transport. The record is from RefSeq and is a predicted model, not a curated record.
ACACUAAAAUUCAAGAUCCCACUUCGAUAUCAUCAUAACAAGCUCUUAUUGGUUAUAAAAGCUGCUUUUCCACUCAGAAGAUUUCCUUUGUGGUUAAUGAAAUGCUCUACUAGAAUUAUUAGUCUUUAAUUCUGCUUUUAUAAUGCCAACUCUUUGGUUUUUAAUUAGCCACAAACCUAUAGGCUAAUUGAAUCUAGUCUUACUGUCUUUAUCUACCCAACCACAGUAGUAUCAUAUGAAAGAAUUUCAGUGCAAACAUGGAGACAUUUAGUAUUUAUGAAAGUUUAAUUUUUGGAAGGUUUCUGUAGCACAUUUUUUAGUAAUGAUAAUUCAUCAGUAUUUGUUAAUUCUGUGGCUUUAUAUUGCAUAUAAGCAUGGUCUAAAUCAUUAUUUUGUCUCUCUUUCUUCUUUCCCCUCUUCUUCAAAUGAACAUGUGGAAUCAGAAUACACAUGUUCCUUUCUGCCGAAAUUCUCCAUUCAUAUAGAAACCAAGUAUGAGGACAACAAAGGAAGCAACGACCGCAUUUUUGACAAUGAAGCCAAAGACCUGGAGAGAGAAGUUUGCUUUAUUGAUAUUGCCUGCGAUGAAAUUCCGGAGCGCUACUACAAAGAAUCUGAGGAUCCUAAACACUUCAAGUCAGAGAAGACAGGACGGGGACAGUUAAGAGAAGGCUGGAGAGACAGUCACCAGCCCAUCAUGUGCUCCUACAAGCUGGUGACUGUGAAGUUUGAGGUCUGGGGGCUUCAGACCAGAGUGGAACAAUUUGUACACAAGGUGGUCCGAGACAUUCUGCUGAUUGGACAUAGACAGGCUUUUGCAUGGGUUGAUGAGUGGUAUGAUAUGACAAUGGAUGAUGUUCGGGAAUACGAGAAAAACAUGCAUGAACAAACCAACAUAAAAGUUUGCAAUCAGCAUUCCUCCCCUGUGGAUGACAUAGAGAGUCAUGCCCAAACAAGUACAUGACAAUGGAUGAAGUCCGAGAAUUCGAACGAGCCACUCAGGAAGCCACCAACAAGAAAAUUGGCGUUUUCCCACCUGCAAUUUCUAUCUCAAGUGUCCCCCUGCUGCCGUCUUCUGUCCGCAGUGCCCCUUCCAGCGCUCCGUCCACCCCUCUCUCUACAGAUGCACCAGAAUUCCUGUCGGUUCCCAAAGAAUGGCCCCGGAAAAAAUCUGCCCCAGAAACUCUCACACUUCCAGACCCUGAGAAAAAAGCCACCCUGAAUUUGCCUGGCAUGCACUCUUCAGAUAAGCCGUGUCAGCCCAAAUCAGAGUAACUUCAUAUGAAUAUCUCAUGGGGUUUUAUAUUUUCGUUUUGGGGUUUGUUUGUUUUUUAAAGAAACUUCUGAUAUAGGAAAAAACUGCUUUGUCACCCAAAACAUGUUCCUUCGACCUGAGUGUGCAUGUGAUUAACUAACUUCACAUAUAACAUGAUCCCCUGAGUAUGCCACACAGCGUCAUAGUAGAUGAGAGAUGUCAGACUUGCAAAGGACAGAAGGAAGCUUCUGGAGCCACAGCUGUGAGCCAGGGAGGAAGCCUUGUUAUUGGCCAUUUGAUGAGGUUGGCACGGACUUCAAGGGUAAAUAAAUUGAAAACUUUGCACCACUUUGUUACAAGGUGUGGUCAAAUAGUGAAGUCAAUUUCCUCCCAUCAGACCUGAAAUUUUCUAAAAUACUCUCAGGCACAACAUACCUAACUGUUAAAUUUUGAACUGCUGAUCACCAGUACUUGAAUACCAAUAGUUACUGAGAUUCCUAUUCUAGUUAGUUUGACUCAGGAUUUGGGGCCUAAUUAACUUCUUAAAUUUUUGAAAAUUUUAAUUACCAACCUAUAGGGGCUCCAAGUACAAUGAAUGAUAACUUAUUUAUACCUUCCACAGAAUUUAAUAAGGAUUCCAUUUGUUUCUAUCUUUUAAUAACUUUCCCCUUUGUGCCCUGGUGGCCUCAGAAAUCUUUAAGAAUUGCACGGAUGAAUGUGACCAUAACUGACUGAUUCUGGAAUGGUUUAGUUUAGGAACCAAGAGGCCCAGGUGAGGCAACAUCUUUUAUCUCUCUACAGGUACCAACAAACUUUGACUUGUCAGCUUCCAUUAUUCAUUAAGAGUCUCAUAAUUUGCAGUCAAUUGAACAGAAUUCAUUGACUAUUUGCCCAUACAAAGAAGUUCAAGGGAAGAGUAAGCUAACUGGGCUUUAACACUGUCAGAAUGUCUGGUGCAUGAACCAUGAAAAAGAGAAUUGUCUGCCAUCCACCUCCUUAUUUUACUCUUAGUGACAUCCAGACUUCCCUGGAAUGGAUUGCCCACCACCAGACCAUUAUUUUGCUUCUUACUUGAAAUCCAAACGCUGGGAAUGUAAAAGAAAUCGAGUAAACACUGUCAAGUGGGAGUAGAGAAUGAGCAGAAUUGCUGACUCAUUUUGUAGAGUAAAAAGGAGGAGUAAUAACAGAUGCCCAUCUGUCUAGCUUUCUUUCCUGCAAGUAGUGGUAAUGCAAGACCAUUCAUCAAAGUGGCAGAAACAGAAUUCUCCUUUGGUCUAAAGAGAGAAAUUUGUCACCUCACUGCCUUUAAACACAAAAGGGAGGGCAAGCAGAAUCUCAGCAUUGACUUUUAUCCCUCUAAGAGAGAAAGAGAACAAGGUAAUUAGGCAACUCCAAGGCCCAUGCCCCAGCGUAACCUCCAAUCUCAGGAAAGGGACCUUCCCAAAAACACAGAUUCCAAAGGAAACAAAAUAGGCCAAGGAGCAUAUUUGCCUUUGCUCACGUAGCCUCUCAGCCAGUGGACCCUGCCUGUUCCCCUCUCUCAGUGCUCAGCACUCUGGGUGCUGUCUUUUAGGUUGAUCCACUCUCCCAAGGUGCAGGUGCUGGCCCCAAGAGCCCAGCACCAAGUGUUCUAAGUCAUAGGUCAGACUAUCAAGAUCAUUUCUUUAUGUAUAGGUUGACAUUUAGCUUAAAAAAAAAAAAGGAAGAAACUCAGAACUCAAAGGAAACCCAUUGCAAAUAGCUUAGAUCAACAGUGCAUCUCUUCCCUAAGAAUGAUAGUAUCAUAGUAAGACACCCGUGCAUGGUAUAGAAGCAUGAUUUUUGCUUGUGGGAAAACUUUAACUUUUAUCAAACCCCUUGGACUUCAAAUGGCUCCCCCUCCACACAGUAGUACUUAAUGAGAAUGUUUGGCUUUAGAAAGCAAAAUUCUGCUUUCAGAAGACACUGAGAUAGUGUAUGUAUUUGCUUACCAUUUGCAAGCUGAAAUCAGGGUGGGGGUGGGAUCAUUGUUUUCGUGUAGAACAAAGUUAUUUUGUGCAGGUUGUUAACAUCCAAGUUAGCCCUUAGUUUUUCCAUUAAGACCAUUGCGAUUUCCCCGUUUUAUAAAGUGGCUUCUAUUGUCAAAGUCAACAAUUCUAUAUGCUUUAGAAAGCUAAUUUCUGAUUUCCUUUUGUGAGUUUUAUUUCUUUGAUAGACAGUAUAAUACCACAGACACCAUUUUGAAAGCUACCCAUGGUAGUGUGAUUCUUAGCCAACAAAUAUGUGUGCUCUCAAUGUAUGUUCAGUUUUUGUCUACAUGUGCUACGUGUGCAUUAAAAAGGGGGUGGGGGAGUGCAGAUAUUCAUUUAGCUGCUUUGAAUAGUUAAUCCAGUCAUCACAAGGCAUAAAUGACUUCAAUAUUUUACAGAUCUUGGUUUUGUAUUCUCCAUAUGUGAAUUUAUUAUUGUAGGAUACAAGCCUGCAAUGAAUGUGUAAAUAGAACAUUAUUAAUUCUUACAAGAAUGGGAGUCAAAUGGCUGCAUGAUGGAAAUUUAGAAGAAAAAAAAGCAGAAACUUGAAUUUGCUAAGCAUGUCUGGGGGAAAAUAGAAUCCUUAACUCAGUGCCUCUGUCUGCGAUAUGGAAACCUUCAACUUUGUUCACCAAAAUUGUAUUAUAUCUGUGUAUAUAUAUAAAAAUAUAGUAUAGUGAAUUGGACACCACCAGUUUUAAGACUCUGAUAGCCAAAUUUAAAUAAUCUUAGAAUAACACAUAUGUUCACCCCAUCUUCAUCUCUAAUGUUAGUGGAGACCAUCAAAGUGACCGUGAAUUUCAUUACUUUGGGUGGAUUUCAAAUAUGAAAUACCCCUGUGCUUUUCGUUGACUGUAGCACAGCAUUCUUGCCUCAGCUGUGCUUUCCUGAGUUGAGAAAAUCUUGGUGUUUUUAUUGCAUACACUUUGUUAAAGAUCACCUCUGAGGAUCAUUUCAUUUUCCCUCUUUUGGCUGUAGUAAGACAAAGCAAAGGAAAAGGAUAAAAACGAAGGGGGCUGUAACAUUGGUAGUUACCACCAUUGUCACAGAAACAAUUUGGGUUUGUUGGUGAACUAGUUUAUAAACCCUUCUAUUAUUGUUUUGCAUCUGUGUGUAGGGAAAAUGGUUUUAAUUUAUUUGGAGGUAUUUAUUAGCCAUUAGUUUUUGUUUGUGAAAAUACAUCCCUAAGUAGCACAGUUGGGGAUGUAUUAUGCAGACACUUGAAAAACACAAUACCCCUGAAGUAAUUGUGCAGUUUUCUUUCAAGACAUUGUAAUAAACAGUGAACGAAAAGAAUUGAUUCUGACACUUCUUGAUAAAUCAUUUUUCUGUGAAAGUUUCAGGGCCAAUGUAUUCGUGUAUUUUUAAAUUCUACUUUCGUUAGCAUCUCUUCUUUGGCUCAGAGACAGCAAAGGAAUAGGUCACUGGCUGGCUUAGGUCAACAGUAAUUUUACUCUUGAGAAGGAUCAGGGAGUAAGUGACUCUACAUGUGACGUGUAAUCAGAUAAUCCAAUAUCGAGGAACCGUCUAAAUAGUUUUAGUACUUUUCUGAUCAGCUGAUUUAGUAGGUUAGAGGACAGCUAGUCAUCUGAGCCAUAGAUCUUGAAAUUAAAAAAAAAAAAUCUGUCCAGUGACUGCAAUUUGAUCAUGAAUAAACUAUUUGAAACUAUUCAUUCUUGCUGAAACCGAAGUGUUACACAAUAGCACAGCGUUGGCAUGCUGAGGCAAAACAUUGGGUUCUUCUGUGUUCUACCUUCAAAACAAUCUGUUUGCAUUUGAAAUAAUUCUGUAAUCUUUUUAGGAGUUAGUGCAAUAAGAGAAUGAGAGUAUAUCAGGAAUUUUUUGGAUACCAUUAUUAAUUGUAAUUUUGUUGUUAAAUUAACAUGCUUUAGGAUAAGCCUCUAGGUGUUUUUGCUUUAAAUUGAGAGCAUGUCUGCUGAAUUGCAAGUCUCCCUUCAGUUUCUAUGUAUCACCAAGAAGAGGUUCUUUGAGUUGAUGUUGUACCUGUACCACUUAUAUGUAGCUUCGAGUGUAAUUACCAGUGUUUAUGUUGGAGCUGGGAUCUGGAUUGGUCGCAUUAGUCAAUAUACCACUGCCACUGCUGAAGGACCAAGUAUUGGAAUGCACAGUGUUAUAGACUACAAGCAAAGCAAACAAAGUUGAUCCUCACUUAUGCCAUCCUUUUGUGUCAUUUUAUCGCUGUUCCGUGUUUUCCCCCCAGUUAUUUAUUAUUGUUAAUAACUUACUUUUUCUUACAUUCUGUUGUAAAUAAAAUACAAAGCAAUCUUCUUU